Brassica oleracea var. oleracea is the source of this 2594-nucleotide messenger RNA. Its product is annotated as wall-associated receptor kinase-like 10. Gene Ontology annotation, molecular function: protein serine/threonine kinase activity; polysaccharide binding; ATP binding. The coding region runs from base 88 to 2472 and encodes 794 amino acids. Lineage: Eukaryota; Viridiplantae; Streptophyta; Magnoliopsida; Brassicales; Brassicaceae. The record is from RefSeq and is a predicted model, not a curated record. Gene Ontology annotation, cellular component: plasma membrane. The transcript has 3 exons. Gene Ontology annotation, biological process: cell surface receptor signaling pathway; protein phosphorylation.
GUCCAAGUAAACGCAAACACUUCUCUUCCUUACAAAAGCCAGCUUUUACCAAACAAGAUACUUAGGAAAUAAUAAACAUCUUAAAAAAUGAGCUCUUAUAAUCUUUCUUCCCUUUCCAUUAUCUUUUCUCUAAUAUUUUUCUUGAUCUUUGAUCUCACUGUUUCCAGGUCUUGUAGUAGGCAUUGUGGAGGAAUCCACAUCCCGUACCCAUUUGGAAUCGGGGAGGACUGCUACCUCAACAAAUGGUACGAAAUUAAAUGUGAUCAUAAUCACUCUCUUUCAGUCUCAGGGAAGCCCGUCCCUGUUCUUUCACUGAUCGGCAAGGAAGUUGUGAAUAUCUCUCUUCCGGAUAAACUCUUCUCGUCGUAUGAUUCUGAUCGCCUGCCAUAUGGGAAAGUUCGAAUAAGAAACCCAAUGACAUCAAAGGGGUGCUCCAGCAACGAACAAGAGUCUACAUCACUUCUGAACUUGACGGGGAGCCCUUUCUACGUUAGUGACAGUAAUACACUCAUAGCGAUAGGUUGCAAUAACAAGGCGUCCUUGACAAAUGUCGAGCCAAGCACCGUGGGAUGCUUCUCCAGUUGCCUCCCAACAAAUCGUACGGCUUCAGAAGAUUAUCUAGAGACAGUCAAUUGUAAUACUAAGAGUUACACCGAUGACGAAGGCUACGCGUAUUGUAGUGAAAGAAGAUAUAUAAAUGAAACAAGCUGCAACGGUAAUCGAUGCUGCAAGGCAAGCAUGGCCGGUAGUAUUCAACAGGUUGUUGGUGUCAAAAUAGAUGAUAACACCACCACAAGAGGAGGGUGUAAAGUUGCCUUCUUAACAUUUGAUCAGGCAUACUCUUUAUUAGACGGAUCUGAUCCAAAUCUGGUUCUUGCUAAACGAUAUUCAACAGUUGAGUUAGGAUGGUUCAUCCAUACAACGAAUCUUUCUUCCUUCUUAGACUCUCUAAGAUGUAUGCCUAUGAGAGAGUACCUAAAUCUAAGAAGUAGUGAACACUAUAGACGGACUUACGGAAUAAGUUGUGCAUGCGACUAUAAUUCUUCUUUUCCUAAUGAUGCAAGUUGCAGAUGCAACAGUGGUUACAGGGGAAACCCAUACACUCCGGGAGGAUGUAAAGAUUUUAAUGAAUGUGCUGAAAAAGGCUACUCAUACUGUGUGGGAGGCACUUGUGUCGAUUUGCAAGGACACCAUAAAUGUGUGUUUAGCAAUCACCGGCUUGCUAUAGGGUUCGGUUCAAGUUUCGGCUCAUUGAUCCUUAUUGUUGGAAUAUACGGGUUAUACAGAUUUAUUAGUAAACAGAGGAGGUUAAACCAAAAGAAGAAGUUCUUCAAGCGCAAUGGAGGCUUAUUGUUGCAACAACAAUUAACUUCAACCAAAGGCAGCGUUGAUAAGACAAGGGUGUUCAGCUCGAGAGAGCUUGAAAAGGCCACUGAAAAAUUCAGUACAACUAGAAUACUUGGCCAGGGUGGUCAAGGUACCGUCUACAAAGGAAUGCUUGUUGAUGGAAGAAUCGUAGCAGUGAAAAAGUCUAAAGUUGUGGAUGAAGACAAGUUGGAAGAGUUCAUCAAUGAGGUUGUCAUUCUCUCCCAGAUCAACCACAGAAACAUCGUGAAACUUUUAGGGUGUUGCCUGGAGACAGAUGUCCCUGUUCUAGUCUACGAGUUUAUUCCCAAUGGAAACCUUUUCGAACAUCUUCAUGAAGAUGAGUCAGAUGAUCACACGAUGACUACGUGGGAAGUGCGUCUCCGCAUUGCUAUAGAUAUUGCAGGAGCUCUUUCGUAUUUGCAUUCAGCCGCAUCAUCUCCAAUAUAUCAUAGGGACGUCAAGUCUACAAACAUAAUGUUGGAUGAGAAGUAUCGAGCUAAAGUGUCUGAUUUUGGCACUUCAAGAACAGUAACGGUGGAUCAUACACAUCUUACAACAGUCGUUUCUGGUACGGUGGGAUAUCUGGAUCCUGAGUAUUUCCAGUCUAGCCAGUUCACAGAUAAGAGCGAUGUCUACAGCUUUGGUGUGGUGCUUGCGGAGCUUAUCACCGGAGAAAAAUCAGUUUCUUUCUUGCGGUCUCAAGAAAAUAGGACAUUGGCAACUUAUUUCAUUCUUUCGAUGAAAGAGAAUAGGCUGUUUGACAUUAUCGAUGCACGGAUCAGAGAUGGUUGCAAGCUGAAUCAAGUGACUGCAACGGCAAACCUUGCAAGGAAGUGUUUGAAUCUGAAAGGAAGGAAACGGCCAAGUAUGAGGGAAGUGUCUAUGGAAUUGGAGAAAAUUCGUGGGUCUUCGGUGGAUAUGGAACUACAUGAGUAUGGUAGUGAAAAUGAGGAAGACCAUGAAGAACCAGUUGUGGAUGCUAACAUAGAAUUACAAUCAUGGAACAACGUUGCUGUUACUGCUCCAACUUCUCAAUAUGACGUCGGUACAUCAUCUUUGUCAAUGUCAGAUGUUGAGCCUCUGUUUCCUUUUCAAACACGGUAAUAAUUUCAACUUUGCAUACCACGGCAUUAUCUAGUGCCUUUUGCUUUUCCGUCCGAUUUUGGUGUUUAUGUAUGUGUGAUAUUGUAUUUCUUUUUUAUGAAAACCUAUGAUUGUGUAAUAAA